GUGUCGAUGAGAGAGGGACGAACAGGUUAGUCUAGUAGCAUUAAGGAGGAGCAAGUGUCACGAGCACACGCCUUGAAACCUUAUUUUCCCCCAGGUACAAAGAACAGGUAUCAUUUUUCACGACGUCGUUGUGAUUCGGAUAUAGAGCAUUGAAAGAGUGCAUUCUAAGUGGACUUCACAAUGCCACGCGAUAAAGUCAGCAUCCCUCCAUACCAGCCAAGUGGCAACAAACACCACAGCAACAGACACAGGCAUAGUGAGCUCAUGUCAAAUCCUGCAUUUUCCUACCAUCCAGCGGACACCAUGCUACAUUUCUAUCGCUGGAGUUCACCACCGGGCGUGAUGAAGAUACUUUGCAUCUUGAUCAUCAUCAUGUGCGUGGCUGUGUUUGCUUGUGUAGCCUCCACCCUUGCCUGGGACUAUGAUAUGAAUGCCAUUGGUCUGGGUGGUAGCAGCAGCUUGUUGCCAGGCUAUGGCUCCUCAUAUGGUGGCGCAUACGGUGGUGCAUACAGUGGCAGUUAUGGUGGCGCCUUUGGAGGAGGCGUUGGCGGUUCCUAUAGUGGCUACGGUGGCUAUGGAGGAUCAACACAAAUAGAUCCUGUUGCUGGAAAAGGCUUCAUUAUUGCCAUUUCUGCCAUCACCUUUAUAGCUGUGCUCAUCAUUUUUGUGUUGGUUGUGUCAAGACAACGUGCUGCUCAUUCAUCAAAGUUCUACCUAGCAACAAUCAUCAUCUGUGCCAUCUUGGGAUUUUUGAUGAUCAUCGCCACUAUUGUGUACCUGUGUGCCGUAAACCCAACCGCCCAGUCCUCAGGGUCUAUUUACUACAAUCAAGUUCGACAGCUGUGUGCUCAAUAUCAAAACCAGAACCAGGCCCAGGGUAUUUUUCUCAACCAGUAUCUGUACCAUUACUGUGUGGUGGAACCCCAAGAGGCUAUAGCAAUAGUCUUGGGCUUCCUGGUGUUUAUAGCCCUCAUCAUUCUUCUGGUGUUUGCUGUUAAGACACGCUCCAGCAUCAGGCGCUGGGGCAGAGACCGUAUUCUAUGGGAGGAGGUUAAGGUUGUCAACGAUAGUCACAGCAUUGGAGAGUGGGUAAAAAAUGUGUCAGGCGAGCCAGAAGCAAUGCUGAAUGAUUAUAACGAUCAAGUCGGGGCACCUCAGAGCAACAUGGACCAAAUGGAACAAAACAAGCCUCUUUACAUGCCAGGGAAUUCCGAUAUCUCUAGCACCAUGGAUGGCCUAAAGACCAGACUGAACGAUUAUGACACUGGUCCAGAUUCAGGAGAUGACUUUGAGGAGAACUUUAGCAAACUGUUCCCUUCUAUUGUGGAUGAGGAGGAGCGUCUGAACUACAAACAUGAAUUUGAGCAGGAUUACCAUGAGUACAAAAGAAUUCAAGUUGAGCUGGACAAUAUAAACCAGAAACUUGCUCGUUUGGAUCGAGAACUGGACAAACAUCCAGAUGGCAGCCCUCAGUUUCUGGAUGCCAUGGAACAGUACACCAGACUGAAGAACUUAAAGAAAUCCCCUGAUUACCUGAUCAAUAGGAAGCGGUGCAAGUAUCUCAGGUCCAAGCUGUCCCACAUCAAAAGGAUGAUCAGUGAUUAUGAUCAUCGACCUUGAAUCUCAAGUUGGUAUCCCAGUGAAUGAUGCAAACCUGCAGUGUCUCGCAACCGAUUUUCAAAUUUUUCAAGACUCAUCAUAAGCGGAUACAAAAAAUAAUAUACUUUUCGGAGUCAAGGUAGCAGGGAUUUGUGUGGCUUUUCUUGAUUAUGGAUUUUUUUUAAAUUCAUGAACUAUGAAAAACAAUUGAAAACAGGAUGUCAAGUACUGUACAUAUAAAUAUCUGAUUUAAUUUCAAGCAACAUUUAAUGAAUACGGCUUUUUAUUUUUAAAGCAAUUUAAAUACACUUUCUUAAAGACAGGUGAUAUGCCAUCUACUCUACUAAUUACAGCAUUUAAAAUCAUUCAUCUCUUGUAAACAAUAUUUAGUAUACAAUUGUACAUGUUUUUAAUUGUUUUUAGCAUGUGAAAUAAAAUGUUUCUCUAGA
This is a messenger RNA of Syngnathus typhle (broad-nosed pipefish), 2048 nucleotides long. It is a transcript of the gene oclnb, whose product is annotated as occludin b. Gene Ontology annotation, cellular component: cytoplasmic vesicle; bicellular tight junction; apical plasma membrane. NCBI's taxonomy places the organism in Eukaryota, Metazoa, Chordata, Actinopteri, Syngnathiformes, Syngnathidae. Gene Ontology annotation, biological process: bicellular tight junction assembly. The transcript is spliced from 9 exons. The record is from RefSeq and is a predicted model, not a curated record. Bases 181 to 1620 code for a protein of 479 amino acids.